GGCCUCUCCUAUGCAAAGUGAACUUGGCAGGCACAUUUGCGUGUGUGUCUGCUUCCUUUCAACAUGUCUGCAGAAAAGUUGCUGCUAUGUUGCCUGCUUCUUCAAGGCUCCUUUGCGCUGUCAGGGAAUUUUUGGCACAUCACUGAUCUCCACUGGGAUGCGUCCUACGACUGGAGCAAGGAGCCCGCAAAAGUGUGUGACUCAAGCGGAUCCAAUCCAGCAGAGCAGGCAGGUCCGUUUGGCAACUAUGCCUGCGACUCCCCCUGGAACCUCAUUAACUCCUCCAUUUACGCCAUGAAGGAUAUUCUGCCCGACCCAGAUUUCAUUGUGUGGACAGGAGACGACACGCCGCACGUUCCCAAUGAGAAGCUGGGCGAGGAAGCCGUUCUGCGCAUAAUCGGCAACCUCACCCAAAUCCUCCAAAACGUUUUUCCAGGAACCAAGGUGUACUCUGCCCUGGGUAACCAUGACUACCACCCCAAGAGCCAGCUUCCCAGUGGUUACAACAACAUCUACAACCAAACGGCCAAAAUGUGGGAGCUCUGGUUGGAGCCAGCGUCACAGGAAACCUUCAAAAAAGGCGGCUACUACACAGAAAGACUUUUGAAUCGGCCAGGUUUCAGGAUGUUGGUGCUCAACACAAAUCUCUACUACAACCGCAACAUGGUCACCGAGAACGAUGCGGAUCCGGCCAAGCAGUUUGACUGGGCGGAUGGCGUUCUCACAAAGGCGGCCGGCGACAAAGAGAAGGUGUACAUCAUCGGCCACGUCCCUCCGGGGAUGUUUGAGAAGAAGAGGCGCACGCCUUGGUACAGGCCGCAGUUCAACAAGCGCUACCUGGAAUUGAUUCAGAAGCACCACGCAGUCAUUAAGGGACAGUUCUUUGGCCACCACCACACCGACGCCUUCCGCAUGUUCUACGACACCAAAGACUCCCCCAUCAGCACCAUAUUCGUCAGCCCGGGGGUGACGCCGUGGAAGACCACACUUCCCGGAGUCAAGAACGGUGCCAACAAUCCUGGCAUUCGCAUCUUUGAAUACAACGGCACAACGCUUGUGGUUCAAGACGUGGUGACGUACUAUCUGAACUUGACGCGCGCCAACAAGGGCCAGGACCGCUGGGAGAAGGAGUACCGGCUGACCGAGAGCUUCCAGGUGGCCGACGCCUCUCCGGCCUCCAUGCAGAAGGUCCUGGAGAGCAUCUCCAAAGACCACUGCAGCCUGCAGCGGUACUACCGCUUCAACUCGGUCAACUUUGACCUGAGCGAGUGCGACAAAGGAUGCCGCGCGGAUCACGUGUGCGCCACGCGCGAGGUCGACUACCAAAGGUACGAGCGCUGCGUGGCCACGGAGGCGGCGGCCGGCAGCCUCGGGGGAGCCCCGCUGAGCGUCGUCGGCGCGGCCGCCGGCGUCCUGUUGCUUUUCGCUCGGCAGUAGUUGGCGAUUUGCACGGAUGGCCCGUUCGAGGAAUAUCCUCCUAAUAAUCACAAAUGUAAAUGAUUUUGUUGUAGGUAGCCGUGUGUUUCUUGUUGGCACUUCCAACCGAAUCUAAAAACAUUGUCGCAACAAUCCCACAGCAGAGUAAGACAUCGACUACAGUAAUGUUCACCCAAUUUCCUUUUCCAUUAUCUCAGUUAUUUAUUUUAUACUUCCACUUGUAUUUCACUUGAGUUGUACAGGUCAUGAAGGGUUGGUUUCAUUUUUUGUCCAUAUCGCGUG
Syngnathus acus (greater pipefish) is the source of this 1719-nucleotide messenger RNA. RefSeq names its product sphingomyelin phosphodiesterase acid like 3B (gene smpdl3b). The coding region runs from base 64 to 1437 and encodes 457 amino acids. Gene Ontology annotation, biological process: sphingomyelin catabolic process. The transcript is spliced from 8 exons. Lineage: Eukaryota; Metazoa; Chordata; Actinopteri; Syngnathiformes; Syngnathidae. The record is from RefSeq and is a predicted model, not a curated record. Gene Ontology annotation, molecular function: sphingomyelin phosphodiesterase activity.